GGUGGAAGUGAAGCUGUCACGCUUGUGUUGUGUUUUGUUUGGUGUUAUUGUUUCGGGUUAGUGGAGCAACUGAGUCCAGGAGGAAAGCGCGUCGGAAUCGCUCAUGUUUUGUUGUUUCCUGACGCAUUGUGAGCACCGUAACCGAUAGAGACAGCUCGUUUAGACCGUUUACAGAGCAGUAAGGGAUAUAAAAAGGUGAAAAAUAGCCCACCUUUCUUUAGUGUUGCCAUGGAAAAGGCUUGGCGGGUGGAGUUCAGAAACAUGGGCAGCAGUUACUUCCCUCAGAGCAGAGUCGAUUGCCACUACACACUUAGCUCACAGCACAGCUGGGCCAGCAAUGACUGGAUAGGGCUCUUCAAGGUUGGAUGGUCGUCAGUGAAGGACUACCACACAUUUGUCUGGGCACUGGCGCCGGCUGACUAUCAAGAGGGCACAGAUGUCAACUGUUGCGUGCACUUCCAGGCCUCCUACCUACCCAAGUCCAGCUCCCAAAAUUAUGAGUUUGUAUAUAUUGAUGCAAAGGGAGACGUGUUCUCCCGCAGCUCCAAAUUCACUUUCUGCGCUCCGAAGCCACUUGAGGAUUUGGUGACCCUUGAGGAGGAGCCCCAUGGAGAGGAAGGAGCCACAGACAUGUUGCUGGUAGUGCCUCGAGCUGAACUGCUGCAGGGUCGACUGCAGGAAUGUCUGCGAGAACGCGCUGAGCUGCUGCAGGCGCAGGAGGCGGCAAACAGGCAGAGGGAGAAAGAUCAGGAGCAGGACAAGAGAGCGAGGGAGGCCUGGGACAGAAGACGCAGAGGGCUAGAAAGUGAUAUGGCCAGGCUGCAGGAAGAGCUGAAGCAGAGUCGAGAGAAGAUCGAGGAGAUGGAGAUGGAGCUGAAGGAGGAGCGGGCUUUUGGAGAAUCACUAGCCCAGGAGAAAAUUGCUUUAUUGGAUACUGGCGAGGCGAGCACAUUGCGAAUCAAAGAGCUGGCGGAGGAUAUCAAAACCCUGACCCAGAGAACAGUGGAAAGAGAGACUGAGUUGGAAAGGAUGAAAGAAAGAGCAAGGAGGGCAGGAACUCAGAGAAAAGAAGAGGAGAGUGACAGAAAGAGCCUGCAGACAAAGCUGGAACAGACAGAAGGUGAACUCCGAAGUCUGUCUAAGGAGUUCCAGUUCUUGAGGAAUUCACUGGCCCAGAGAGACACAAGUGUCCUGCAGCUCCAAAACAGCAUCACCACCCUCACCCAGAAACUCACCACUGCCCACAGGAAAGAGGCGGAGAACGAGGCCACACUGAAGGAGAUGCGGAGCCUGCGGGAGCGUCUGAACCUGAACGAGCGUGCUGCAGAUGGCUUGAAGAGUGAUCUAAGUGCCAUGGUGGCCCAGAGGGAUCACGGUCAGACAGACUUGCAUCAGGCUCGCCUGCAGGCUGCCCAACUCACCCUCCAGCUUGCAGAUUCCAGUCUGGCCAUGAGAGAGGGACGAGCCCGAUGGGCCCAAGAGAGACAGAAUCUGCAGCGCACUGCUGAGAAGGACCACGAGCGUCUUGAGAAACUCAACACAGAGAUGCAGAGGAUGGAAGAGAGGCUGCAGGAGGAGAGAAUGGAGAGAGUGAAGCUGGAGGUUGAGCUUGGGAGAGAAAAGGAUUGCAACCGGGUUCAGUUGAGUGAAACCCGCAGAGAGCUCCAGGAGCUGAAGUCCAGCCUAAGGGUUGCCCAAAAAGAGAAGGAGCAGUUACUUGCAGAGAAACAGGAGUUGUACAUCUAUCAGCUGGAGCAGAAGAUAGGAACAGUGGUCAGUGCCAAGUGGAGCGCUGCCCUGAUUGCCUCUACAGAUCGGCCUGGCAGUGUGUUAUCUGACUCUGAGGACGAGAACCCAGAGGCUUUGCAGCCCCUCCGUCCACCAAGACCUCUGGGACACUACAGCCUGUGUGAGCAAGGCCAGCCAGGUUCCUUGCUCCUCGCCACCCUGCCUCCCUCCCCCAGGGAGGUAGAGAGGAGCACAGUAGUCAUUAACCAGCCAGCCCCGCUCUCCUCGCCGCACCAGACCGAUGCUGACACUUUGACGCACAGCUCUGAUUCGGAGGAGGAAUCUGAUACACUUAAGUGUGGAGGGCACAGCUCUGGAGAGGAAACAGUACUUUUGCUGCCUGAACACAUGGACACUGUUCACAGUGAUCUGGCCGACACCUCGCUAUGGUAACCAGCGGACAUCCAGCCAUGGCAAGCGAUCAAAAAGAGGAGAAGGGGUACUUUCUUGGUGUUGAUGUGGUUACCCAUUACUUCCACUAACAAGCACAUAUACAGCUCACUAUACGCAGACAAAAUGGUAAUAUGCAAUUUACAUCAUAUCUGCCGUCGUUUUCCCCUCUAACUGUUGUGUUAUUAUUGCUCUAGCUGUUUUGUUGUUAGGAAUGACAUAAUGCUUGUGGUGGUAGGUCGACACUGUUUAUUACUGACAUAAGACUUUUGCAGUUUGAAACAGCGUUCUUUUGGACAUUGGGCUCUGGUGUUUGAGAGUUUGCAGGCUGUAGCAUAAUUAUUUCUGUUGAAUCAUUGCAAUGCCGAGAGCUUAACGAUGGACGUUAUGUCGUUUUUAUGACAUUUGUGAUUAGGAUUCAUGACAGGCAUUGUAAUUAUGAUGUUUUGUGCAGGCCCAGCUCCACUGGAAAUCAUGGCAAAACUCUCUUCCAGCAUUAAAUUCUCCACAGCAACUUUGAACGCUAUUCACGGCAGCAUAAAGUAAUAAUGAUAGAGCAUCAUGCUUGAAUUAUAUUGCAGUAAUGUAGGUCUAUGACGUCAUAUUUCUGCUCCAUUUACUCACAAGUAAGAUUUGAUAUGCACUUUCUUGUCAGCAAGAGCAGUUGAUUGUUGUCUUGCGGAUGCAGUUAAAAUGAUUUAGUGAUGCAGAGACGCUCUAAGACGGACAUGCGUUUGAAAUAGAAAGUGUAUUGAACAGAUUGUGUUUAAAGUCUAUUAAAUAGAUGCCAGAUGCAACUUUCUACUUCAGUACCUUCAUAUAAUCAUUAUUAUAAAAUGAAUGCUCAUAUGCUUUAAACUAUAGAUCAGCUGCGGUUUUUACUUUUUAAUGAUCCUCGAUUUACUAGCUGGCCAUUUGGAUAUUGAGUGUUUGUUAAAGUUUGUAUUGUACAGAAAUCUCACCUUCACACAGUUAUACAUUUUUGCCUAAAAUAAUUAAAAAAGAGUUAAAGAAAAUCAUCUUUAUAGAUCCUCACACAACGACAUGGUGUAGGGGUUUUCCCCAAGUCCUAUGGCAAUAUACUGCCUAAUAAAAAUUGCAGCCUACCUUUUAA
Cyclopterus lumpus (lumpfish) is the source of this 3292-nucleotide messenger RNA. RefSeq names its product calcium binding and coiled-coil domain 1a (gene calcoco1a). The record is from RefSeq and is a predicted model, not a curated record. Bases 229 to 2181 code for a protein of 650 amino acids. NCBI's taxonomy places the organism in Eukaryota, Metazoa, Chordata, Actinopteri, Perciformes, Cyclopteridae. The transcript has 15 exons.